AUGUCACCAAAUAGACAUAUGCUAGAUGGGACAAAAGAUAAAGCAAAGGAAGAAGAAAGUGAGCAUAUUGAAGAGGAUGAAGCCGAGCAGAUUGUUGGUUGCAAGUCAAGUUUGCUGGAGAACAAUUUUGUUACUGGAACAUUUGAACCAUGGCAACAUCAAUGGCAACUUGAUCGACCGAUUGAUGGGCCAUAUAUUAUGGCUCCAUUCAAUCGAUUCCGAACGCUCGGGCAGUACCAAUCAGUAUGCUGUCAGCAAACUAAUGUGGAGACGAGUCCUGUAGAUAGCAAUGAUCUCUCUUAUCUUGAGUCACAUUUUGUCCCUGGGCUUACCAGCUUUCCAAUGGAAAGUUGUCCUGAAUUUCUUAAUUGUUAUGCUCUUCAACCGAACUCAUUAGACAUUAACAUAAAUACUGCAUCGGAGGCUGACCAGGCUGAGCCACCUUUAUCAGCAGAUAAAGAUGCUUUAGACAAUGGACCACACUUGAGGAAUAGUUCUACUUCGAUUCAGAGCGAUUUAAUCAACCACAAUAUUUCUUCCUUCAAAUCAGACGCUUAUGUAGAGCAGCCGCCUUCAAAUUCUGCUCUAUUUUCACUUAUUUCUCCAUCUUCCCCAAACAUUCAUUCCGCCUCCUCGGCUGAUCCUCACAUCGGAUUGUCACCGUCGAAAUCUUUGAUUUUCUCAUCAUUGGUCAGAUCUAAUGACUUGCCCGCCAGAACAACAGAAGAUCUUUAA
Molecule: messenger RNA, 735 nt
Organism: Protopolystoma xenopodis
Lineage: Eukaryota; Metazoa; Platyhelminthes; Monogenea; Polystomatidea; Polystomatidae
Source: the annotation of a GenBank genome assembly